AUGACACUUUCAGGAGGACAAAGUGUCAACUAUACUUAUAAGUAUGAAAGUGGAAAAUAUCAAGCAGGUGUUUAUACAAUGAAGGUGAAAGUACACAGACAUCAUGAAAGGAUGGUUGCUUUUGGAGAAAUGAAAUUUAAUUUAACAAAAAAUAUGGUUGGUGAAAUAAUUGUCCAGCAAGAUGAUUUUGAAGAUAAUGAAGCUUUUGCCGUAAACAAGUUGAUCAACUUCACUGCUGUAAUUUAUGAUCCAAAUGGAUUUUUUUUGGACAGGCGAAGCACUUUUUUAUAUAAUUUUACUACAGCUGGAGACUAUAGAAUCUCAGUGAUGAUUAUUGCAAUAGGUUUAGAUGGUGGUGAAAAUUUUCAAAAUAAAUUUAAGACUAAGUGGGGUCAUUUUACAAAAGAUAUAACUGUUAAGGAACCAAUUUCUAAGAUUAAUGUCAGUGGUAAUACUUGGUUAAAACAUGGAGAUUUAUUAAACAUUAAUGUGUCCUGUGAUGGUAGUGAUCCAUCAUUUGAAUAUUGUUGGGAAAUUGUGCCAUUUAAUGAAUCUAAGGCAAACUUUACAUGCACUGAUCCAAUUGUAACUACAACUUGCAAUUUUAUUAUUGUGAGAUAUUUCCAUGAAGUGGGACUGCAUUAUAUAAAGACUUUUUUCAAAAGUGGAGAGGUGGCAAGUGCUGAUAAAGAGGCUGCGUCUUACUAUCUAGAGAAAUUCAAAGCUAUGAUAGAUGAAGGUAGCUAUACCAGCCAAACCAUAUUCACUGUAGAUGAGACUGGCCUGUUCUGGAAGAAGAUGCCUAAAAGAACUUUUAUUGAGCGUGAAGAGAGAACCUUUCCAGGUUUUAAGGCCGCCAAAGAUCAAAGUGAUGGUUGGCGCAAACACGGCUGGAGGAAACAGUGCCAGGAGCCUGAUGAAAUUGGUGAUGUGAUUGAAGAAGUUGUUGAUCUUGCCAGGCAAAUAAAUUUAGAAGUGGAUAGUGAUGACGUUCAAGAACUGCUGGAUUCCCACAAUCAGGAGCUGACAAUUGAUGAGCUCAUAGAAAUGCGAUAG
Molecule: messenger RNA, 1056 nt
Organism: Centruroides sculpturatus (bark scorpion)
Lineage: Eukaryota; Metazoa; Arthropoda; Arachnida; Scorpiones; Buthidae
Exons: 4
Coding region: 1-1056 (351 amino acids)
Source: RefSeq, a predicted model, not a curated record